AUGCCUCAGUUUUACCGACAUCAAUGGACUUACAUUGAGGAAAUUCUCCUUAUCCUGUUGGUCAUUCUAUUGGGCCGUAAUUUGAGUAAUUGGAGGCGAAUUUCUCGUCUACUUAAUAGAAGUGUUUUUCAGUGUAGGAGGAGGUAUUAUGAAAUUAUAAAUCAAGAUAGUGGGAGUGCUCGAAGGAUUCGUAGAAGAGUUAAUCAGAGAGUUUCUCAAGGACUUCGACCAAUAGCUCUUGAAAGACUCCUCCAUGGAAUUCUUUUAGCUCAGCAGAAUAACACCAUAUCUCGUGAUCCAAGAAUGGAUCUAAGUCAUAUUUUGAAUACUUCUCGUGAUCUAAGUACUUCUAAUUCCUCUCAUGAUUCACGAGAUCCGAGAAUGAAUUUAAGUCAUGUUUUAAAUAUUUUCCGAGAUUCUAGGAUGAAUUUAAAUCAUAUUUUAAAUUCUUCGCAAGAUCCUAGAAUGAAUCUGAAUUUUAUUUUAAACAAUUCCUUAAAUCAUGGCUAGAAAUCUAAACCCUGUACCCUAUAAUUAAUUUUAUCGAUUCUUUAUUCAAGUUUAUUUUUACGUUCUACCUGUACCUGACAUUAUUUUAAAAAAGUUUUUUUUUUUUUUACAAUCCGAUGUUCUUACAAUAGAAAUUUGGUAAAAUAAAACUUCUAGAUAAAAUUAAUGUUCACGAAAAAAAAAAUCAAAUGUUUAAUAUUACCUAA
Messenger RNA from Rhizophagus irregularis DAOM 181602=DAOM 197198, 716 nucleotides. RefSeq lists its product as uncharacterized. Lineage: Eukaryota; Fungi; Glomeromycota; Glomeromycetes; Glomerales; Glomeraceae. The record is from RefSeq and is a predicted model, not a curated record.